UUAUUUAGAACUUUUCUAAAAAUUAAUCUGCACCUACUCUCUUUUGCUUGUUUUAUUUAUUGGAUUUUACAUUUAAAAAUAAAGUGAAACCGUAAUAUCACAAACUUACGAAGUCAAUAUAAUAACAACCAGUGGCAACUAACUAUUCGAAGUGUAUUCAUUGAGUGGACCCUCGGUGCAGGAAGUCAUUUUAUCAACGAUGAUACGACUAUUGAUUCGUUUAAGCCUCGUUUUGCUUGUGUCGUACCAGUUGGCGACACCAUGCGAGGCGAUCAGGGGCUACGGUAUCCCUGGCAUUCCGGGUAUGCCAGGAAGCCCUGGGUAUAGCCGGGGUUAUAAAACACCAAUGCAGCCCAAGACGUUCUCUGGUACAUCGCCAGGACUGGCUUCGCAGCCCGCUACACGACGUGGUCUGGGUAUUUCCGCUUGGGGUAUCGUCAUUCUCAUCGUGUCUUUGAUUCUGGCCGGUAUGGGCUUCUACUAUUUCUCGAUUUGCUACCCAAGCAUCUGCAUGAACAGAAACAAGUACAACAUGAUGAGUAUGCCUGCUAUGGUUUGAUAUUAUAGAGACAGGAAUAAAAAAGUCCAGUGUUCUGUGCAUU
Messenger RNA from Manduca sexta (tobacco hornworm), 602 nucleotides. RefSeq lists its product as uncharacterized. The transcript is spliced from 2 exons. The record is from RefSeq and is a predicted model, not a curated record. Lineage: Eukaryota; Metazoa; Arthropoda; Insecta; Lepidoptera; Sphingidae. Bases 200 to 559 code for a protein of 119 amino acids.